This is a messenger RNA of Bacidia gigantensis, 3771 nucleotides long. RefSeq lists its product as uncharacterized. Bases 1 to 3771 code for a protein of 1256 amino acids. Gene Ontology annotation, biological process: mRNA export from nucleus; protein import into nucleus; positive regulation of DNA-templated transcription. The record is from RefSeq and is a predicted model, not a curated record. Gene Ontology annotation, cellular component: nuclear pore outer ring. The transcript has 8 exons. NCBI's taxonomy places the organism in Eukaryota, Fungi, Ascomycota, Lecanoromycetes, Lecanorales, Ramalinaceae. Gene Ontology annotation, molecular function: structural constituent of nuclear pore.
AUGACAAUGCUUCAGUCACCAGAAAAGGGCGUGAAGCGAUCCCUCCAAGGCGUUCUCAGGAACGCAAGUCCUCCUUCAAUCAAAAAACGUCUUCCCGACAAGAGACAAAAUUCAGCGUUACCGAGCAUCACAAGAGACGUAGCCCGACGGCAGGGGACGGCCCCACUUGAAGAAACCAAUGAUUUCAUUAUCGGCACUGAGGAAAUUGUAGCUACUCUCUAUUCAGAUGGUCAAGCACAAGCUGAAGGAAGCCUCGUCACAGGGGAAGCUAAAAUGAAAAUUGGACCAUCAGACCAAGAACCGAAGCUUUCAAGAGCAGUAUUCAUUAGCGAUCUUCUACUACGCCUGCACCACCCCCCACAAGCAAGAGGCAAAAAUGCGCUUGCCUUCGCAAAUUCUCGAGGUCCGGUCGGAUCGUCGACACAUCCUGGUGAGAUGUCUAGCCUUCCAAAUGAAACUGCUGUACCCAAGGUCCUGAUCUCUUGGCUGGACGAGAAUCACAAUGAAUGGGAGCAAACUCUCCAGACGGUGGAAAACACACGUCCUAAUCCGGCAGUCAACACCAACUUUUGGGAUGUUGUAUUCAAUCUUGUAUUGCGUGGCAAGAUUCAGCGCGCCAUCUCAUUGCUGAGAUCGUCUGACUUUCUUACGCCUAGUGGCGCUUCUGAGGAUGGACAAACGGAGUCUUACACGAAGACUCAAGUUGCCAACAUAUAUGCUGCAAUUAGGGAAGCCACUGAAAUAAUGAGACAGUGCCCUGCAAUUAGAGAUGACGACUGGCACGUUACCGGGAUUGACUGGUCAAGAUUUCGCGGGCUGGUCAAUCAAGCUCUCCACGACCUAAAUUAUCCUGUAGAAGGUCGGAAACAAGAUGCCGGUGCUCUUCAUCAAGCUGGCAGCGUCGAGAUUCGCAGUGCUAUGAGCAGUAGCCAGAACAAUCGUGAAGCCACCAGCUAUGUACCAUGGUCUAUCUAUCAAAAUUUACGGGCACUGUAUGGCGUUUUGCUCGGCAGCGAGGCCGAGGUUCUCUCCUCUGCGCAAGAUUGGAUAGAAGCGACUGUAGGGCUGACUGUCUGGUGGAAUGGACAUGAAGAGGAGCGAUUGGCGGUCGGAGAUCUCUCCAAGACGAAACGCUCCCUCAGAAAAUAUCAAUCGGAGGGACAAAGAUUGGUCGAUAUGGAUCCAGAAGCCGCCUAUGUAGAUCGUUUAAGGACAGCCUUUCAUCAUGCCAUCGAUGACAACGAUGAUUUCAGUUUCCAGGUUAACUCAAAUUCCUUGACACAGGUAGCUCUUGCUUCAGUCUUCGAGGGAGAUUUUCAGGGGAUCCUGAGCCUUCUCCGUUCAUGGUCUCUCCCAGUCGCAGUUACAGUGGCAGAAAUUGCGACCCUUGGAGGAUGGUCUACAACUACAAUAUCUCCCAACACUUUCAGCGAUGAAUUGGACGAGAGUGACCUCAUGGUUCUAGACAGCUACCACGAAUCAGACGUGGGACUACGCCGCGAUACCUUGAUGAAGGAAUACUCGAAUGCGGUCUCUUCGCACGGUCCUGUCGAAUAUGACGAAAAGGGCAAAUUGAAACGAGAAGGCUGGCAGCUGGCCGUUGACAUACUUGCACGAUUGGGGGACGAAAAGCUUUCUAAGACCGAAAUCCGUAAAGUCUUGUAUCAGCAGGAUCUCGUAGACGAUCAGCACGUCGAUAUGGCUCUCUCAAUAUGCACAAGAUGUGACAUGGCUCAAGAAGCUCGAACCAUUGCAACGAAUUACGCGGAUCACGUCUCAAAAAACACCGAAUCCUAUGGUACGAUGCUUCUAUAUUAUGCCAGGGCAGGACUUGAGACGAGGGUGAGGGAUGUGCUUGAUUUGUUAAUAUCUGUAUCGUUGGUCAGAUCGACAAGUUUUCCGUCUACAUCAUCUCUUGAUGCAACUUUAGGCGUCUUUCUCAACAUACCGUGUGGGAUAUUCGUCAACAUUGCAGAGAACGACCCAGCGGCUGCAGCUCUGCUGCACAGCCUCUUCACAGGCUACGCAGCUCUGCGCGAGUUUUAUGACAUCCGUGACAAUGAGAUCCAGCGCAAGGCUACAGAGGAUUCUACAAUGGAAAUCGCCCGCAAAGAAGCUGCUUUCAGACGUCUGAUCACGAUUACUAACAGUGCAGCCGACAACAUCCAUGGCGGUCUCUAUGACGACCAUGCGGGCGCCGUCAUAAAUGUUGAUGGCCUAUUGGUACUCCUCGGAGAGGUUUCAGUUUUCGUGGAUGAAUCAACAGGUCUCCUCCCCUUGGCGCAGUGUUUGCAUCUUCUCAAGAUCGUUGAAGAUUUGGAAGCUGUCGAUCAAAGCACCUUCGACCGAUGCGACAAUUUCUAUCGAUCGACGAUAGCCUCAUACCAUGACCAAGCGAAACGGCUGUCACCGCCACAAUUGCUCAAGUCUAUGAGUAGUAAAUCGGACACCAGCAGCUUUUCGUUGGUGGGGGAUUCGAUGCUCAAUUCGCUCGAUUCAGAAGAUAUGGAUGGUAACAGCAGCGCUGGAAAGUCGCAACAGGCAAUCAAGCGGGGGUGGGAUUGGAGGGAGGGCACCUCUAAGAGUGAUACGGGAGUAGAGCUGCUCCGAAGGCUCAGGGGCGGACUGGCCCGAGACAUUGCGAAGCACUGGAAUGAUGACGAUGAUGAUGGAGAAAAGGUGCGUCCUGUUGUCAGUCGUUCGUUUGAGUGCAAGGUGCCAUCUUUGACUUGCGUUUUGCCAUUCUUUCACACCAUGAAGCUGUCUUUCCUUUCUGUUCUCCUACUCUUAGCUGCAGGCAGCGACGCAAGGCGCUUUAAGAAAUAUAGGCGUGAUUGCAAUCCACAAGUUGGAGGGGCCGGCAAUGGUACUGCUCAGAGUGGCCAGAAAGCAGCCCAGUUUCUCGCACUUUCCAGUUCCUCGGCCUCCUCUGCUGUACCGCUCGGCAGUGGAGAUACCACCAAUGGGACUACAGAAGGCUCCGGAGAAAAUUCUACGACUAGUGAUACCACUGGUAUAACAUCAGUGGGAAAUGGCAGUACUGUUUCGUUGCAACCCGGUGGCACAACAAAUCCACCAGCUUCAGGUUCCAACGGCUGCCCAGGAUUCCGCAACGUUGUGUUCAAUACAGUGGCCGGAAAAGCCCCUGGCUUUCCAGAUACAACUUGGAGCACACUGGCAGGACUAGGUGUUGAUGGUUGGAUUGGCUUUUCUCUCAGUACACUUGACAAGAAACAAAGCUACGCUCCGAUAAAGUCUAAUGAUGCGCUUAACGCCGCGCAAGUCCACAUGGUCAUGGACAGGAAUGAUAUAGCAGCUGGCAUUGACAUGCUGAAGACCAGCCCGCCAGAUUACUUGGCUCUAUACAAUGAGCCCGAUUCUUCCUAUUUGGGGUACACGCUUACAGCCACGCCUGGAGAAGCAGCAACUCAACUGAAGGAUUUCUUUUCAACUCCGCACCCAAAAACCAAGUAUCUGUCCCCGGGAUGUGCCCAGGAUCUACCAUGGCUCACGCAAUUCCGUGAUGCGUGCGCAGCGCAGGGCAUAAAUUGCAUGGGUCAAAUCGACGUCAUCUCUUACCACAUCUACUCACACACAGCUCAAGGUGUCAUUGACGGCUGCCGAGAACUUCACACAACUUUCCCCGACCAGAAGAUUUGGCUUACAGAGCUGUCUCCUUCGAGCACCCAUGACUGUACUAUGGACGAAACAGCAAUGAUUCAAUGGAUGAAAGACGUGUACAAGGGAAUACAGGGAUUGAACGCGGAGUGA